Nannizzia gypsea CBS 118893 is the source of this 1056-nucleotide messenger RNA. RefSeq names its product endochitinase. Gene Ontology annotation, biological process: carbohydrate metabolic process; chitin catabolic process. The coding region runs from base 1 to 1056 and encodes 351 amino acids. Gene Ontology annotation, molecular function: chitinase activity; chitin binding. The transcript has 3 exons. The record is from RefSeq and is a predicted model, not a curated record. Gene Ontology annotation, cellular component: extracellular region. NCBI's taxonomy places the organism in Eukaryota, Fungi, Ascomycota, Eurotiomycetes, Onygenales, Arthrodermataceae.
AUGGGCGCUCCCAGCGUGCCUAAGUAUUGCCGUGUAUGCCGGAUGCUGGUUGCCGCCGGGCAAUUUUUGAUUGAGAGGCUGAGACUGACAGGAGAUGACUUGAGUGAUGAGUGGGCAGACGAACAGAUGCCAGUGGACGGCGCAAAGGGUUGUAUAAGAGCAUUUACCCAGUCGAAACGACAAUAUCCACAGCUCAAAGUCAUCCUCUCAAUCGGUGGAGGAGGAGCCGGCAGCGAGAACUUUGCAGCUGUCGCAGCGGAUCCAGCGUUGACAGCAAACUUUGUGGAGACAGCAAAGAACCUGGUAGACAAGUUCAGCCUCGAUGGGCUAGAUGUUGACUGGGAGCAUCCUUCCGACCCCGAUCAGGGCGCAAAUUACAUAUCUCUCCUUGCUGCUCUUCGAGAACAGCUACCCUCACCGCAAUAUAUCCUAUCAUCCGCCCUGCCAGCCGGUCAGUGGGCACUGCAACAUAUAAAUCUACAUCUCGCGCAGUGUUAUCUUGAUGUAAUAAAUGUGAUGACAUACGACUUUUCUGGCCCAUGGGUACCGCAGUGCGGUCACCAGUCUCAGCUCUUCCCUCCCGAACAACCACAUAAUGACGCCGCUCAUCUCUCAUGCAGCUCUGCCGUCUCAUACUUACUCGCCCAAGGCGUGCCGCCGCAUAAGAUAUUAAUGGGUAUACCGGUAUACGGCCGUGGCUUCCCCGGAACAAACAGCGUUGGACAGUUCUCGUGUCUCGGGGCCGACGGAUCAGACAAACCGGCAGAUGAGGUUGGAGGUAACGAGAAGGAGGUUGUAUUCGACUAUUGUGAUCUCCCCCUGUCGGGUUCAAUAGAGCAGCACGACACCGAGGUCGGGAAUGCAGCUUUUUGCGUCGACAAUGAACAGAAUGCCGGAUUCAUCUCGUACGAUUCACCACAGAGCGUCAAGUUGAAGGCACAGUUUGUUAAGCAGACGGGUCUGGCGGGGCUCUUUUAUUGGCAUAUUGCUGCAGACUCGACUACUGCGGCCAGAAGCCUUAUCGCCACAGGGUAUAAUACUAUGCAUGACUUGUAG